Molecule: messenger RNA, 1972 nt
Organism: Oenanthe melanoleuca
Lineage: Eukaryota; Metazoa; Chordata; Aves; Passeriformes; Muscicapidae
Gene: GLOD4
Product: glyoxalase domain containing 4
Exons: 9
Coding region: 39-935 (298 amino acids)
Source: RefSeq, a predicted model, not a curated record
CACCCGCGCCGCCGCGUGACGUCACGGCCGCCGCCGCCAUGGCCGCCCGCAGGGCGCUGCACUUCGUGUUCAAGGUGGGGGACAGGGCGCGCACGGCGCGGUUCUACCGGGAGCUGCUCGGCAUGAGGGUGCUGCGGCACGAGGAGUUUGAGGAGGGCUGCAAGGCCACCUGCAACGGCCCUUAUGAUGGAAAAUGGAGCAAGACCAUGGUGGGCUAUGGACCAGAGGACAAUCACUUUGUGGCAGAGCUGACUUACAAUUAUGGGGUUGGAGAAUAUCGCCUGGGCAACGACUUCCUGGGCAUCACUCUGGUGUCCAGCCAGGCUGUGAGCAAUGCCAAGAAGAUGGGGUGGCCCCUCAAAGAAAUCACCUCUGGAGUCUUUGAAACUGAAGCCCCAGGAGGAUACAAGUUCUACCUGGAAGACAAGGAAAAGCUCAAGCACGAUCCUGUGUGGAAGGUCACCCUGGGUGUCUCAGACCUGCAGAAGUCUGUGAGCUACUGGUCUGGUUUGCUUGGGAUGAAAAUAUAUGAGAAGGAUGAGGAGAAGCAAAGAGCUUUGCUGGGCUAUGCUGAUAACCAGUGCAAGCUGGAGCUGCAGGCAGUGGGAGGGGCAGUGGAUCACGGGACAGCGUUUGGGCGCAUCGCCUUCUCCUGUGCCAAGGACGAGCUGCCAAACAUUGAAGCCCUGAUGAAAAAGGAGAAUCAGAAAAUUUUGACGCCUCUGGUCAGUUUGGACACUCCUGGCAAAGCCACGGUGCAAGUGGUUAUUCUGGCUGAUCCUGAUGGCCAUGAAAUCUGUUUUGUGGGAGAUGAAGCGUUCAGAGAGCUGUCCAAGGUGGACCCUAAUGGUGACAAGCUGUUGGAUGCUGCCAUGGCUGCAGAUAACAGUGACAAGUGGUUUGCUGAGCACAACAUGAAGAAGGUUUCAGCUUAGCUGGAGGAAUGGACUGGGCUGCUCCUCUGUGCCUUGGAGCUCUCCCAAGAAAAUGCCAAUCCUGGUUAAGGUGCUGCCUUCCCAAUCAGAGGGUGCUGGGAUGUCCCAUGGUGGUUUUCUUGGGUUGUCUCUGGCCUGCUGCUCUCUCCCUUCCAGCAAAUCACAUCUCCUCCUUCCAAAAAAUGGGGCUGGGCAGCAAAGGAGCAGCUGAGCCCUUGGCUUCAAAAACAGAUCAUCAGUCAGGAAAACCUCACAUUUCUGUGUUGUGAUACUUGAAAGAAAGGCUAACAGAUAUGUUAUUUUCUGAUUAAUUAAUUUUCUGAUUAAAUUGCUCUAGCUGUCCUUUAUUUGCAGGCUAGAGAGGAGAUUGUGAGUGGCUGCUCCCCCUCUUCACUGGGGUGUGGGAAGCUGGAGCAGGGAGUGCAUCCCUUUAUUGGGAACAAAGAAAUGAUCUUGCCAGACCAUGUGAAUACUGCAGUCCUUGUUUUCAUUCCAAGGUGUUUCCCCAGCUUUCAAGGUGAAAUGUCCACUCAGGAAGCCUGUGGUGUGUUUCUCACUGGAUCCUGGUGGUGAUACCAUGGUUUCCAGCCCUUCUCAAGGAGAUUGCCACAUUCCAGGAGGGAGCUGAGGCUGUGCUUUGGGGUUUGGAGCUGCACUGUCUAAUGAGGUGCCAGGGGGAAGCUUCAAAUAAGUUUUUAAAUUAGCUUUUGGUGAGACACUGCCUUUGGAAAUAGCAAUUCAUGGUUUAUUCUGUUGGAAUGAAGUCACUCUGCUGGUGGAAUCAAAGCUGGGAAUACAGGGAGUCAUUCCUGGCAUUGUUUGUGCCAGGUAUGCUGCCUGCCUUGUCAUUUUCUUGAUGAAAACGUUAAAUAAAAUACCAUAAAUCAGAUUUUCAUCAUGAAACUGAGAUGAGUUUCACAGAGAAAAUCGGGCAGUGUAGAAAAAACCCUCGCUGCUUUUUGUCCGAGCUUUUCAAAUCCGCUUUAAUGACGGUUUGGAAUCCUAUUGGUCAAAUUAAACGUGUUGAUAUUGAGUAA